Molecule: messenger RNA, 1731 nt
Organism: Wasmannia auropunctata (little fire ant)
Lineage: Eukaryota; Metazoa; Arthropoda; Insecta; Hymenoptera; Formicidae
Product: putative fatty acyl-CoA reductase CG5065
Exons: 7
Coding region: 226-1731 (501 amino acids)
Biological process (GO): long-chain fatty-acyl-CoA metabolic process
Cellular component (GO): peroxisome
Molecular function (GO): alcohol-forming very long-chain fatty acyl-CoA reductase (NADP+) activity
Source: RefSeq, a predicted model, not a curated record
ACGUAUCUGCAUUCAGUCCGUUCUGACAGUCCCUACGACAUGGAACGAUAAGACGAGAUUUUUUCAAGUGACUUUUCCAGUUAACCACUAGUUCUUUAGUGUGCGCGAUCUAUUUCUCAAUAGCGCGAUAAGUGUGCGAUAUCCGUUCAAACGACCGUACAUCGUUACAUUUUCUGAAUAGUUUUAUUAAAAUAUUUGGUGCAAUUUUAAGUUAUUUAAAAAAAAAUGAUUACAAAAUCGAUACCCGAAUGGUUUGCCAAUAAAAACGUUCUUAUCACUGGCGGUACUGGAUUUAUGGGAAAGGUUUUAAUUUCCAAAUUACUACUAAGUUGCCCCGACAUUGGAGAUAUUUUUUUAAUAAUCAGAAAGAAGAAGGGCUAUGACUCACAUACAAGACUGCAGCUCCUAUUGCAGCAAGAGCCAUUUAGGAUUCUUAGAGAACAGCACCCGGAACGACUGAAGAAACUGAUAGUUAUAGUCGGUGAUACAACCGUCCAGCAGCUCGCUUUAUCCGUCGCGGAUAAGGAACUCCUCACGAAUAAGGUUUCCGUCGUCUUUCAUAUGGCCGCUAAUGUCAGGUUCGACUUGCCAUUGAAAACCGCUGUCAACAUGAACACCGUGGGCACUAUGAACGUCGUAGCGCUAGCAAAACAGAUGCCCCUACUCGAGUCGUUCGUUCACAUUUCGACGUCUUUUUGCCAAUGUGGCGAGCCAGUAUUGGAGGAACGCCCUUACCUAGCCAGCGUUUCGCCAGAAAACGUCAUUCACAUUGUCAAUACAAUGACAGAUGAUAACCUGGAUGUAAUGAGAUCGAAAUUACUGGGCGAGCAGCCAAACACGUACGCCUAUAGUAAGUCACUCAGCGAGGACUUCGUGUCGAGAUGCGGACUACCCGUAGGAAUCAUACGUCCGUCGAUAGUGACGGCAUCUUACAAAGAGCCUGUGCCUGGCUGGGUGGACAACAUGAACGGCCCAACCGGAUUAAUGAUCGGCGCGGGUAAAGGGGUGAUACGGUCCAUGCUCUGCAACGCGGAUUACUUGUCUGACUUAAUACCCUGCGAUAUGGCCGUAAACGCGACGAUCGCUCUGGCUUGGCAAGUCGGAACGGACAAGUCUACCAAGCCGACGAUUUUAAACGCCACGACGAAUCAGGAGAACCCAAUUUCUUGGGGUGACGCUUUAGAGAUCGGGAAGAAACACGUACUCGAGAAUCCCUUUUCGCAACCGCUGUGGUAUCCCGGUGGAAGACUGACCUCCUCCAGACUUUUACACUGGAUUGCCGUCAUAUUCUUUCAAACUAUACCAGCCUACCUGUUAGACAUUCUACUCGUCGUCACCGGAAAUAAGCCCUUCCUGGUGCGAGUACAAACUAGAGCAAAAUCCGGAUUAGAGUUGCUUCAGUAUUACACGAUGAAGCAGUGGGUCUUUCGUAACGACAAUAUGCGCAAUUUGCAGCAUCGAUUGAGUCCUGCCGAUAAAGAGACAUUUUUCAUGGACACAAAACUCAUCUGUUGGAACGAAUAUUUGUUGAUAUACAUCUUAGGUACGAGGAAAUAUUUCUUGAAGGACGAUCCUUCGACGCUGCCACGAGCGAGACGGGUCUUCGCAUAUCUAUACUUCGCCGAUUGUCUGCUGAAAUUAAUAUUCGGGCUUUUCCUUGUUUGGAUAAUAUACACUUGGACGUUAUCCGCUAAGCCCAUUAUAGCGAUGCUAGUCCAGUCGACUGAAUAA